CGGCUCUGGAAAUCUCGGUCAGGAGCCGAGCAGCGCAAACCACACGGCCUGGGAUCCUCGGCAUCUGCUUGGAGAGGGGCUCUUGCCAAAUUCCGUCGCUCUGGCGCGGAGAGAGAGAGGCCCCGGGGGGCCGGCGGGGAGCCGGAGCGGUGCCUGGAUCCAGCCCGGGGAGGCGGCGGCCGCUCACCAUGGCAGACGAUGAGAAGGCCGGCGGGAGUUCCGCGGACGGCGGCGAGAGCGCGCACUGCAACGUGCUGAGCUGGGAGCAAGUGCAGCGUCUGGACCGCAUCCUCAGCGAAACCAUCCCCAUCCACGGCCGCGGUAACUUCCCCACGCUGGCCAUGCAGCCUCGGCAGAUCGUCAAGGUGGUGCGGAGCCGGCUGGAAGAGAAGGGCAUCGGCCUGCGGGACGUGCGGCUGAACGGCUCGGCCGCCAGCCACGUCCUCCACCAGGACAGCGGCCUGGGCUACAAGGACUUGGACCUCAUCUUCUGCGCCGACCUCAAAGGAGAAGCCGAAUUUCAGACUGUGAAGGACGUGGUCUUGGACUGCCUCUUGGAUUUCUUACCCGAGGGGGUGAAUAAGGAGAAGAUCACGCCUCUCACACUCAAGGAGGCUUAUGUGCAGAAAAUGGUAAAAGUAUGCAAUGAUUCAGACCGAUGGAGUCUUAUCUCCCUGUCCAACAACAGUGGCAAAAACGUGGAGCUGAAAUUUGUGGACUCUCUGAGGCGGCAGUUUGAAUUCAGUGUCGAUUCCUUUCAAAUCAAGCUGGACUCCCUGCUGCUUUUUUAUGAGUGCUCAGAGAAUCCGAUGACUGAAACUUUUCACCCAACUAUCAUUGGCGAGAGCGUUUAUGGGGAUUUCCAGGAAGCCUUUGAUCACCUCUGCAACAAGAUAAUUGCCACCAGAAACCCAGAAGAAAUCAGAGGAGGUGGUCUUCUGAAGUACUGCAACCUUUUGGUAAGGGGCUUUAGGGCAGCCUCUGAAUCUGAGAUUAAAUCCCUGCAGAGAUACAUGUGUUCGAGGUUUUUCAUUGACUUCUCAGACAUUGGCGAGCAGCAGAGAAAGCUGGAGUCCUACUUGCAGAACCACUUUGUGGGAUUAGAAGACCGCAAGUAUGACUAUCUCAUGACCCUUCACGGUGUGGUGAAUGAGAGCACAGUGUGCCUGAUGGGACAUGAGAGGAGACAGACUCUGAAUCUGAUCACCAUGCUGGCCAUCCGGGUCCUAGCCGAGCAAAAUAUCAUACCCAACGUGGCCAAUGUCACCUGCUAUUACCAGCCAGCCCCAUACGUAGCAGAUGCCAACUUCAGCAAUUACUAUAUUGCCCAGGUUCAGACGGUGUUCCCUUGCCAGCAGCACACAUACUCUACUUGGCUGCCCUGUAAUUAAGAACUGAACUUAGUAGACCCCGUGGAGAGAACUUUCUCUAAGGUGUAGGAAGGGGCGACGGGUCCCUCUGAAAUGGGGUGUUUUGUGCAAUGAUGAUCUGCUCUAGUUUUCAAGCUUGGGACAAGCUUGUGAUUCUUCUAAUAAUUAGUGGGAGCAUGAUCAAGAAAGAACCCCAAAAUAAUUGGAUCCUGCCCCAGAGCACAAGAGGCCUGUCAUUAAAAGCAACCAGCUUCCCCUGAAAUAAGUGAGGGAGGAAUGCCUGAUGACAAUAUGGGUUGGCAAUAUCUGCUCCCAUAGCUUUGGCAUAGAGAAGGUGGGAAAGCCUUAUUUUCUUUUAUUUUUAUUCUUACUCUAGAAUGGGAUCUGCAAAAGGGAGAAUAUGAAAGAAACAAAACAAAAAAAAAACAACAAAAGAAAAAAAAAACUUCAGAAAAAACAGUUCUAUAUAUAUUCAGGAGUUAAAAGUUAGAGGCAUAAAGCAGAGAUAAGCUGAAUAAAGUUGUAUAUUGGAAUUACUGCAUUUGGGGCUUGCAGCAAGUGCCGUCUAUGGAUUGACCAUGUAGAAUGUAUAGCUUGCUUGACUAGAAUGCUUUACCAGAAACAGCUUGCUCCAAAUGAACAGUAGUGGAUUGGUACAGUUAUAGAAGCAGAAACACGUACGAUGACAAAGUCCAUUAUUUCCAGCUGUGUGCAUGCCUCACAUUUUAAAAAUGUGAGAAUGCUGGAAAACCAGCUGUGGCAAGAAGUAUAUACUUAAGGACCAAAGAUUUCACAAAAAAGUUAUCCAAGCAAAGAAGAUACAGUAGAGUAUAUAUAUAUAAAUAUAUAUAUAUGUAAAAGGAGAUGUUCCUAUAUUUGUACACACCAAUAGUAAUCAAAAGUGCCUGAUGCCUUCAUAAAAUUUGAAGUGAGAAAAAAAUUAUAUAGUUUUGUGGUUUAACCAUGCAUUUUGUUUUAUCAGGGACACAAGGAUUAAAAAAAAGCAAACCAACCCAUAAGCUUGUGAAUAAGUGGUGGAGGAAAUGCCCUAUUUUUUUUCUUGGCAAAUACCUGUAUAGAGUUAAUGUUUUGUCGGUGUGCUAUUAUCCUAGGUACGUGUGUGUAUGUGUGUAUAUAUGUUUGUGUGUGUAUAUAUGUACAUGUCAUUGGUGUAUAUCUAUAUAUAUACACACACAAUAUAUAUUAAUGUGGUCUAGGAAAAUGUAGCAAUUAAGGAAUGUUUAAAUAAAGUACUACUUGUUUUCCAGUUUGCAACAGGAUGUCAUAGGACAGUGGGCACCUUGCAGUGAAAUUUUAACCCACACCUGAGAAAUUUGGAGUUAAUGAACCAGUCAGGAUUAAGGUGGGAUUCAGAUAAUGUCUUUGGUUGCAAGAACAAAGAUUACAGUAAUUCAGUGGGUUGCUUGUGAGCCAUAAUAAUUCCACAGAUGGAGAAACAUAUGACUAGCUGAUUUUUUUAAACUGUUUUGUACUGUAAUGCCAUUUUGACAUUUAACCCACUAAUGUUGUGACUGCAUACCUCCAUGAUGUGUAAUUUCAGUGGAACGUGGAUCAAAGAUAGGUUUAUUUAAACCCCCUGACAGCUAAAGAAUAUUGUAUUAGUUGGUAAUUUGAACACUAAUUGUUAAUAUUUACAGGAGUAUUUUUAAUAGAAUGCAUUAUGCAUUCCAGGACCACUAGAAUUUAGCAAAUGUGAAAUGAACCCUUUUUAAGAGUGUUGCACGAUUGCUGAAAAUUAUAUUUUAUAUAUAUAUUAUAUAUAUAUAUAUAUAUUUUUAUGCAAAUAUUAAACAUCUUUGAUCUGGUUGUCACACUGCAUUUACAAUUUUAGUACUGUACUUUAUUUAAAUGGAAUCACUUUACAUUGGAACAAUAGCUAUUCACUUUCAUUUCCUCUCCCGAAAGACCAGCAGGGGGGAAAAAAACCAACCUCCUCCGCUGCUGUUUUCACUUCAGUGCCAUCUCUGAAGGUGUUAAAUUCUUUGUUGUGCUUUGAAAACCUAGUGGCUAAGUGACACUUGACUCUGAUAGUUUGCUUUUUCUUUCUGAGGGGGGAGAAAAAAAAAAAAGGGAAUUCAGGCUUUUGAAGGAAAUCCAUCUGUGCCCUGCCUGGCCACAGGCACGGUCUGGCGUUGGAGUCAGGGGCAGAGAGAGGGAGAGGACUCGUGUCCUGGCAGCGUGUUUUCCCUAUGGAGUGAGCAAGGUACAUCUAUUUUUGUCGCGCUUUGUACUUUUCACUCUGCAGGCACUUUAAUAGGAGCCCGAUUUGUUUACUGAAG
Molecule: messenger RNA, 3670 nt
Organism: Melospiza georgiana
Lineage: Eukaryota; Metazoa; Chordata; Aves; Passeriformes; Passerellidae
Gene: TENT5A
Product: terminal nucleotidyltransferase 5A
Exons: 3
Coding region: 189-1391 (400 amino acids)
Biological process (GO): mRNA stabilization
Molecular function (GO): poly(A) RNA polymerase activity; RNA binding
Source: RefSeq, a predicted model, not a curated record